Blepharisma stoltei is the source of this 1015-nucleotide messenger RNA. The record is from the annotation of a GenBank genome assembly. Lineage: Eukaryota; Ciliophora; Heterotrichea; Heterotrichida; Blepharismidae.
AUGGAAGCCAAAAGCAGGUUUAGUCUUCGACAAGAUAGCUCCUCAUUUGAAGAUCUUGAUGGUAAAUUCUAUUAUUUGAACACUGCGCCAUCAUUGAAAUCAUCAGUAACGUCCCAAUUUAAAUCAAGCUUUCUUGAUAGGAGAGAAGAAUUAUCAUCAAAACCAAGCAUUUCGAGCACCGGCCUUUCCAGUCCGAACUCACUUGAAAAAGUGCAUGCGCUCCGAGAUACUGAGGCAGAUUCAAGUAUAAGAUUUGACACUUCUGAAGAUUUCUGCAUGCUACCUGUUUCUCCUCAACGCUAUGUAGGAAAUUUCCAAAAAAAUUACUUGCUUCCCCGUGAGAGAACGAAACCAUUGGAAAAAAUCCCUAUUUUUUGGGCAAAAACCUGCCCUCUGUGCCGAACAAAAAUUUUUUAUGAAAAAAAAAAUUGCUAUAUAGGUAAUAAUUAAUAUAAUGAAGAAUCGAGCUAAUUCUGUUUAAUACUAAACAAAUUGUGUUUUAAAACAUAAAUUUUACAAAUUAAAUUAAUAAUUGCUUUCCAAUUUUUGCGAAUUGAGAGAUAUUAUUAAAUUUUGAAAAAAAAAACUAUUAAAAUUUAUAUAUAAAUUUUUUAAAAAAAGAAAAAAUAAUCCCUUCUGUGUGAGCGAACAAAAUUUUUUCGUUCGCUCAUGGAGGGGAGAGUUAGAAUGUGGCCAGUGGCCAGAUACAACUCCAGACGAGCAGACAAAUUUAAAGAAAAAAUACCAGCAGCUUCAAAAAGAGUGUGGAAAAUCUGAAGCUGCUAGAGCCAAGCUUGAAAGUGAGCUAGAGGCGUAUAAAAGAGGGAAAAUCCCAUGUAAUAAUUGCAAAAUAUUAAAAGAGAAAAAUAAAGCGACUAAAAGAGCGUUAGAAGAGGCAGUGCAACUCAGCAAUCUUUUACUAAGCGAAGUUCACAGACUGGACUCUGAACUGAGACAGCCCGAAUUCUCACCGAGAAGCAAUAAAAAGGUUACAUUUACAGGUUUCAAAAUGUAA